Messenger RNA from Sceloporus undulatus (fence lizard), 4190 nucleotides. It is a transcript of the gene CASS4, whose product is annotated as Cas scaffold protein family member 4. Gene Ontology annotation, cellular component: cytoplasm; plasma membrane. Bases 118 to 2892 code for a protein of 924 amino acids. Gene Ontology annotation, biological process: cell surface receptor protein tyrosine kinase signaling pathway; cell migration. Lineage: Eukaryota; Metazoa; Chordata; Lepidosauria; Squamata; Phrynosomatidae. Gene Ontology annotation, molecular function: protein binding. The transcript has 7 exons. The record is from RefSeq and is a predicted model, not a curated record.
GAUUCUACUUCUUGAAGAGCAGUUUUUGGUAUAUGCUGACUUUGCAAAACAAAGCUGUGCUGCUCAGAUGACUGAUGAUGAUGACACAAGAGCUGGGGCCAGUAGUUAUUAACAACUAUGGAUAGAACCGUUAGACCCAACCUACUUGUAAAGAAUACCUUGGCCAAAGCAUUAUAUGACAACAAAGCUGAGUGUCCGGAUGAGCUCGCCUUCCGCAGAGGAGACAUCUUGAUGGUUCUUGAACAGAAUCUUCUUGGGAGUGAGGGGUGGUGGAAAUGUUCCCUCCAUGGAAAGCAAGGCAUGGCUCCAGCAAAUCGCCUCCAGCUUCUCACUCCUUUGCUGGCUUCAUCCACCCAACAUGAUGUUGAAGGACUACCAGCCAGCCCACAGACUAUCUACCAGGUUCCUUCAGCACACAGGUCCUCUGCAUCAUUACCUGUCUAUGAAAAAAUGGAUGGUUGGAUUACCCCUCCUUCACCUUCUUCCUCUGCUUCUCGCCCACUGACACAAGAAUUAUACCAAGUGCCGGCUUUGGCAGCCAAAGUGCUCAGUGAAAAGACUCAGAGUUCAUCAAAUCAGGUAAAAAUGCAAGAAAAUACUCAAAGGGAAAGGAAUAAUGAGCAACAGAUAGGGUUUUCUGUUGGUUUGCCCCCACUCCCUUCCCUUGGUUCCACCUCUCCACUACUUGCUGCCGGUGCUGGGGACACGAUCCGGGCACUGGCACGAGGCCAGUGCCCUGGCUGGCCAGUGCGGCAGCGGCUCUUGCCAGGCUCCUCUUCGCGCGGCGGCCGGCCAGCGGAGCAGCAAGGACAUGAGCCCUGCCCAAAGGGGAAAGGAAGGCCCCAAGUUACCAUGCUUGGCGUGGCCGACGAGGGCACACGUGUCGUGGGGCUGCAGGAGGGUCUUGCCACUCCACCUUCUUCCAGAAAGGGCUCCAAACCAUUUCCCUCCACAGAAUGUUGCCUGGGAAAGGCACAGCAGCUUUAUGAUAUCCCACUGAGUCUUGAAAGGACACAAACGCGCACGUGGCAAGAAUCUUCACUGGACAAUGUAUAUGUCAUUCCCAUAGCAGCUUCUACAGAAGUUGUCACUGGUUCUCAAGGAAAUCAUUUGGGACAUUAUAAUACUUUGCCAAACCUUCGGAAAUCAGAGUGGGUCUAUGAUAUACCUGUGUCACCGGAGAAAGCAAAAUCAAAACAUAAUUCUCAGAAUCAUUCCCCAAGCAGACAUGUGCUUUAUGAUAUACCACCAGCUAGAUCUGAAUCAGGUAUGCAGAAAAUCCCACCAGCAAUCAAUGAAGGCAAAUCGGUGAAUCCAGAAGCAUAUGAUGUUCCACCUAUACAAAGGAGAUUAACUUUUCCUGCAAUUCCUCUUUAUGAUAUACCAUCCACACAUGAUGCUUUAGUGCAGCAUCAAAAUGGUAACUAUGACAUCCCUUCAGCUGCUCUUUCCUCUAGGAUCGAUAAGGAGAACCACCAACAGACUGUCUAUGAUAUUCCAAAGGGAAUGCCUAUUGCUUUGCCACAGAAAAAAGAAAAUGCACAUGGUGAUAGAUCUGAAGACAACACAUACACUUUCCCUCUGCUGUUGUCCACAGAUAGCAGAUUAGAUCAAGACAGAUUAUCUGUUUCAAGUGUAGACAGUAGAGCCAGCACCAUAUCAACACUGUCAAGUUCUUCUACUGAGUCCUUUUCAUCAUCUUCAACUCCCUCAUCAUCUUCAGAAGAGUCCACUAAAGAAAGAACCAUGGAACUUGAACUGGCCAUAGAAACUUUGACUAAACUUCAGCAUAGUGUAUCAAGCUCAGUGGCAAGUCUCAUGAUCUUUGUGAGCAGCAGGUGGCGAUACCAAGAGCAUCUAGAGGGAAACAUUGAGGAAAUCCACCGAGCAAUUGAUCACAUAAAGGUCUCUUUGGGAGAAUUCUUGGACUUUGCUUGCACUAUUGAAGGAAAUACCAUUUCAGGCUGCGACAGUAAACUUCAGGCAAGAAUUAAAAAGCAGCUGAAUAUCCUCACAGACUCAUUUCAGAUACUGGUAAAAACUAGGGAUGCAUUGAAUGAUUGCAAAUGGUCACUCGAUGUUCUAGUAAUUAAGAAACCUCAGAAUAACCCAGACGAUCUAGAUCGGUUUAUUAUGGUGGCCCGUACCCUUCCAGAUGACAUCAAAAGAUUUGUCGCCAUCAUCAUAGCUAAUGGGAAGCUACUUUUCAGGAAGAAUUGUAAAAAUAAAGAUGACAAAGACCAAAGAGCUGGUGGAAAGCAUAAAAUGUCAAAGUACACUCUGGAAUGGCGAGUACAAGAUGAUUCUCUUGAAAAACGUAUUUUGGAUAAGCCAAAGGAAAAUAAACCAUGUUCAGAGAAGUCAAGAGUUGAUAUCACUGAAGACUGUGAUUACAGUCAGAUACAGAAACCAGUAGGAUUGGAACAAGCACAAUUGUCUCUUUCACCUUGCAAGGCAGAGGAGAAGAAUGGCAAGUUAAAAAUAAAGGGUUCACCACCUUCAAUGCAAGAUAGCAAACAGGAUCCAACCACAAAGAUGGUGCUGUCCAAUAUCUGCAGACUGUAUUUUGGUGCUGUUCAGAAGGCAAUUGCUGUUUUCCAUCAAAGCCUUAGCAGAGAUCAGACCCCUGAAGUCUUCAUAGCCAAGAGCAAACUGAUCAUUAUGGUGGGCCAAAAGUUGGUGGAUGCCUUAUGUCAAGAAGCCCUUGAAAAGACCAAUCGCAAUGAGAUCCUGUGUGGUAGCAGCCAGUUUUGUGGCUUGCUGAAGAACUUGGCAGUUGCUACAAAAAAUGCUGCAAUGCAAUACCCAAGCCCUGAAGCUAUGAGAGAACUUCAGGAUCAAGCUGAUGGGCUGUCAAAGUACGCACAGCAAUUCCGAGCAAUGAUGGACUGAAGUAUUUACUUUGUCAGUUUCCCUGAGGAUAGGAUGCACAUAUCUUGGGAGAUUAUGAAGCCCUUCCUCGACAUACAAAUAGGACACAGUACCUUGCAAUCUAAUCCCAUCUCCUAAAUCUUGGGGUCUUGUACUGUAGAAAUAAUGUAGUGUGACACCACAGAGAUUAUCGCAUUCCCUUUUCUCUGAUCUGGGCGCGUGCUAUCACACAGCUCCAUGCCCAGUUACCAUCCUGUCCCUGAUCAGAAUGUCUCCUGUUGAUGAAAAAGAAGCGUUCUUAGCCAGGGAAGAGACCAGAGUGGGAUGGUAAUGAUCUGGGCACAGAACUGUGCGAUAAGACACAGUUCAAGACUGGUCUCAGCCCAUGCCUAGGAUGGGGAAAAGCUGGUAGUGCGAUAAUCUUCUACUUUAAGUGCUGUAGCUCCAUCCUUUUGAAUCCUGGGGUUUGUAGUUUUACAUCUUUAGUUUUCUCUGUCAAAGUCUGCUGAUGCUUCACCAAACUUUAAAUCCCAGGAUUCUGUAGCCAUGGCAGUUGAAGUGCUGUCAAACUGCAUUAUUUCUACAGUGUAGAUGGACCAUAAGGGUCCUUUCACAAUGCAGUGAUUCCCUUAGUCUGAAAGGUCCCCCAGUAUGCACUGGCUCCACUAACUUGCUGUGUUGAGCAGCAGAUCUGAAAGGAGGCUCUAACUGUGAUCACUUAGAUGUGAGUAGAAGUCGCAUGUGAGUAGAUUGGAAGUGGUGCUUUAGUAAGGUCCACAAUGGUGUGAUGAGUUCUGUUCACAAUCAGGCGGAAGUGACAAGUGUCCUUUGGACCUUGCCACUCAAAAUGGCAAGGUCUAAACUGGGGGGGGGGGGGAGGCAGAGGUGGUAGGGAAUUGUGCGAGAGCGUGUGACUCAAUGUAUUUUACAUAUGUUAAUUGAUUCUGUUUGUUCAGAUACAGUGCCUAAACAGUGCUAAAAUGAUCACAGGAUCUGAGUUUAAUUUGUAGAAGUGAUGGACUCUGUUUAUUAGUGCUUUCACCUACACAACGAGGAUAAUUCUACAGUGGUUCCCUACCUUACAAGGAUGUUGUAAGAAUAAAUAUACGCACAUUUGGUAAAAUGUUUUGAGGUUUUUGGGUUAAUCAAAAGAAAGUGAGCAGGUUCAAUACCAGACCUGACCAAACUCCUAAGUCUAUCUUGGUGUAGCCUGACCAUUGGUGGACACUCUGGAAUGGGGCAAAGGUAAUCUUUAACCAGGGUUGACAGUAGUCCAGUGUAUCCCUCUACAUUGCUUUUGGAUUCAAUGACAAUUUAUG